UUUGAUUAAGCUUGUUACAAGUUCACUUGUGGGUGGAUGGGAUAAAGUCAUUAUUCACACUGAUUUCGUAACUUUGGCUUUUCCCGUCCAGUAAAAACCACAAUACAUUUUUUUUUAUCGGCUUCUUAAUUUUUCGCCGUGUUCUACACUAAUCAAUUUUGUUGAAACACGACAGCCAGAGCCUAGAGGAACUCCAGAACUGACAAAAAAUCCUCGUAUCUGCUUCCAUUCAGCAUUGCUCUCAUUCUUUACCAUAGCCAUGCAACUCAUUCUUUCCUGUGUUUUCCUGGCAUUUUGGAGGGGAUUGGUCAUAGGGUCCCGCUGUCCUCUGAAUGACUUCCAGCGUUCCGAGGGAAGGGAACUGGUUCCUACCUCCUGGAACUCUGCACGGGUGCUGAUACUCCCAGGGCUGACGCUGGAGGACUGUGCCAGACGAUGCUCAAAUACACUGGACUGCAGAGCCUUCAACUACGAGACGCGUCCCUCCAUCACCUGUAAACAGCUGCCAUGGGUGGAGGAUGGCAGCAACGCAGAGGUCAAGAGGAACGUCAACUGUGACCUUUAUGAGAAGAAGGUCUACGUAAGAAAGUGCAUUGUGGGUAAAGGAGAAGACUAUCGAGGCAAGGUGUUCAUGACAAAAAGUGGCCAUACUUGUCAACAGUGGUGGUCAAAGUUCCCACACGAUCACAGAUGGACACCCACAGCCACUAAUGGCUUGGAGCUGAACUACUGCAGGAACCCAGAUGGGGACCGCAUCGGGCCGUGGUGCUACACCACUGAUCCAGAACGGCGUUAUGAGACCUGCAAUAUCCCCCACUGCAAAGAUGAUGUGUGUAUCACAUGUAAUGGGGAAGACUACAGGGGUCAGGUUGACCACACAGUGAGUGGCAGAGAGUGCCAACGUUGGGACCAGCAGUACCCACACCAACACAUCUACCAGCCUGAGAAGUAUCCAGAUAAGAGCUUGGAUGAUGACUACUGCCGUAACCCAGACGCCUCCCCUGUUCCCUGGUGCUACACCACAGACCCUGAUAUGGAGAGAGAGCGCUGCGAGAUCAGCAAGUGCUCUGUGGUUACAAAGAGACGCCUCCGGUCCAGCUACACCACAAACUGUUUCCGUGGUCGCGGGGAGGAUUACCGCGGUAAAGUAAAUGAGACGACCGGCGGUAUCGCCUGUCAGCGUUGGGACGCCCAGUACCCGCAUGAGCACCCCUUCUACCCAAACACCUACGAAUGCAAGGGCUUGGAGGAGAACUACUGUCGUAACCCAGAUGGAUCCGAGGCACCCUGGUGCUUCACGUCAGUGCCUGAGAUGAGGACGGCUCUUUGUUUACAGAUCAAACGCUGUGCAGACGACAUUGAAGCUGAGGGUACACUGCCCUCUGGUGUUUCAAUGGGGCCGAUGCUCUCUCAAUGCAAUCUAGAUUGCUACCAUGAAAAUGGUAAAAACUACAGGGGUGUAGUCCGUAAGACGCGUAAGGGCAUCACCUGUCAGAAGUGGAGUGUCAACAUGCCUCACAAAACAAAGAUAAACCCAGGGACCCACCCUGAUGCCAACCUGACAGAGAACUACUGCCGGAACCCAGAUGGGGACCAACACGGACCCUGGUGCUACACCACUGACCCCAAAACAGAGUUUGACUACUGUGCCAUCAAGCAGUGCGCUGGGGAGAAAGUGUCCAUCAUUGAGCCAGCAGAGAUUGUGGAGUUUAAUGAGUGUGGAAAGAGAGAGGAUCGUUUGGCCAAGAGCCCAAUACUGCGUAUUGUUGGUGGGCUUCCUGGAAACUCUCCCUGGACAGUCAGUCUCAGAGACAGGAAAGGAAACCAUUUCUGUGGAGGCUCCCUGGUUAGCUCCAAAUGGGUGAUCAGUACUAAGCAGUGUUUCUCCUCUUGCUAUGUUGACCUUCCGGGGUACUCGGCCAUGAUGGGGACAUUGUUUCGUAACCCCAUCGUAGGAGAGCCAGACCGACAGACUAUCCCUCUCACCAAGAUCGUCUGUGGACCCUCUGAGUCCCAGCUGGUCAUGCUACAACUGGAAUACCAUGCCCAGUUUAACGAGCGUGUGUCUCAGAUAUGCCUGCCCCCUGAACGCUACAUAGUUCCAGAAGGAACCCUCUGUGAGAUCGCAGGCUGGGGGGAAACUCAAGGCACUUCAACAGAUGACUCUGUGCUCAAUGUGGCUCAAAUACCAGUUCUAAGCAACAAGGAUUGUAACAACUACUUUCGGGGUCGUGUUCGGGAGAACGAGAUGUGCACCAACUCCUUCCAGGGUGGGGUGGGUGCCUGUGAGAGAGACUAUGGGGGCCCUCUGGCCUGUCAGAACAGUGACUGCUGGGUGCUUGAGGGAGUGAUCAUCCCCAUGAGGCGCUGUGGACACCCAGGCCAGCCUAACAUCUUCAUCCGUGUCUCUGUCUAUGUGGACUGGAUUAAGAAGGUCAUGGAAAUGGCUUAGUCACAAAUACAUUAUGUCACCAAGCAGUGACUGGCUCUAUGUUCUACUGGACUGCAAUACAUUUAUCCACUUUCACCCCCCUACCCAUAGCUCACAAUCCAUGACCACCUAAUUGUGAUCCGUGACCAUCUACAUACAAUUAGUUAAUAUACACUGAGUAUAUCAAAUAUUAGGAACAAUAUUGAUUUGCCCUCAGAACAGUCUCAAUCCUUCGGGGCAUGGACUCUAAAAGGUGUCGAAAGCAUUCGACAGGGAUGCUGGUUGAAUGCUGGCCCAUGUUGACUCCAGUACUUCCCACAGUUAUGUCAAGUUGGCUGGAUGUCCUUUGGGUGGUGGACCAUUCUUGAUACACACAGGAAACUGUUGACCGUGAAAAACACAAACUGAUGCACAUGGUACCUACUACCAUACCCUGUUCAAAGGCACAUAAAUAUUUUGUCUUGCCCAUUCCCCCACUGAAUGGUACAUAAACACAAUCCAUGUUUCAAUUGUCUCAAGGCUUAAAAAUCCUUCUUCAGCCUGUGUCCUCCCCUUCGUCUACACUGGUUGAAGUGUAUUUAACAAGUGACAUCAAUAAGGGAUCAUAGCUUUCACUUGGAUUCACCUGGUUAGUCUAUGUCAUGGAAAGAGCAGGUGUUCUUAAUUUUUUGUACGCUCAGUGUAUAUUGUUGUGUGUUAUUCUCCAAUCUUAUGACAAAAAUAUAAGAUAAAAAUAACCAUGUUUUCCCUUGUCUUCUGUCUACGUGUAAUCAAAAACAAUAUUAGGCAUUUUGAUCUGAACAAAAUAACCAUAAUCUUGUGGUGAUGACAUUACAUAUUGAACCUUGGCACUGACCUCAGGAUGUGCUUGUGAAGGACAUGCCUCCUUAACCUCAUGCUUCCCAACAGCGUUCCCACACCCUUCACUAAAACUGCUGACUACCAACCCCUCCCCCCACCCUCUCCAGUAUCUGAUGGAGCUCCAAAAUACCUUCUUUGCCCUCCAGCCUCUAAAGAAAUCCCUCAUCUGCCUGUUUUUUGAUGCCUGCCCCCAGCUCUAAAAACAUGCCUUUGUGCCCCAUCCAGAUCAGUACGCGUUGCACAUUCUUUCUGGUUCUAUAGGAGGAGUUUUGUAACUCGGUCCUGAUGAGCCCAUGGAAUUCAGAUUAAAUACACCUCAAGAUCCGAGUCCAGCGGAAUCUCACACACCAGCCUGCAGAGGGGCAGUGAAUUAACUCUCUCCCUGUCACUCGCUCUUGCAGUCUCUCCCUCUCUCUAACACUCACUCAAACACACACACACACUUUAGCACAUUCUUAUUAUUAUACACAAACAAAUAUAGAUACUCACAUAUCCACAUACAGUAUUCACAAAUACACACACACUCAUUUACACAUAGAACCAAGAUAAUUAAACCGACUAUUUGUGUACUCUGAUUCAACAAAUAAGUUUAGCAAAUGAGUGCUGAUUUUACUGGCUUCGGUCAGUUUCAGUGGCAGUUUGGCAGUUCAUGCUGCUCACUUUCGUGAAAUUAUGUUUAUAAUAGAUGACUAAUCAAAUACUUAUAUGACUUAUAGUUCUCAUUUAUACUGCAGAUAGUUGACUGAUAGUUGACUAAAUGGUUUAUAAAUGAGUAACAAAGUAACUCAAAUCUCCAGUCAUGCCCUCUUCUGACUACGUUUUAGAUUAAAGCAUUUAAGAACUUGUAAUUUCAAUUGAUCUUUUCAAUGUGAAUAUAUCACCUUGUUUUGAGCAAGCUGACUCAUUUGGCUAACAUGCCUUUUUUGGUCAUAUGGGGUUUUAUUUUCUGUAAAUUAGUUUUCUCUUCAUAACUGUUUGAGUAAUUCAUUGUUAUUCUCAAUAACCCAUACCUUUAUACGUGUAGCCUAUAAAGCAUUUUCAUUAUG
Salmo salar (Atlantic salmon) is the source of this 4338-nucleotide messenger RNA. Its product is annotated as hepatocyte growth factor-like protein. NCBI's taxonomy places the organism in Eukaryota, Metazoa, Chordata, Actinopteri, Salmoniformes, Salmonidae. The record is from RefSeq and is a predicted model, not a curated record. Gene Ontology annotation, biological process: proteolysis; regulation of receptor signaling pathway via JAK-STAT. Gene Ontology annotation, molecular function: receptor tyrosine kinase binding; serine-type endopeptidase activity.